AUGCAGAAACUGUGGCACGACCUCUACGAGGCGGAGACGCUCUCAGAUGCAAGGCGCGCAGUGCUGUCAACUGUUCCGCAGUGGGUUCCUUGGCUGGGUGGUGGCGUAUGUCUCAUAGCGUAUGCGGCGGUUUUACGCACGAGGCUCUUCUUAGCAAGAUGGCGGCGAGCGGCCCGCAAGCGAGCGGAGCGUAAGUUUUCUGGCUUUAGGCGGUGGAAAGGGUGUGAUGUUCCACCACCAUGCGUGGUGAUCACGCGCAUCGAGGAUGAAGUUGACGGAGACGAGGACGGUGACGGCGGUAGCGACGCGGAGGGAGGCAGAUGCGGCGAUGGAGGUGCCGCCACCAUGUUAUCGGUGGAGGACAUAGCAGAGUUUCGCUGUAGCGUUGGGCUGCGCUCCCCGCGUGAUGACGACCUCCUGAUCAUGAUCGAGGAGAUGCUUUUGGUCGAUGACGUACCUGAUGGAUGGGUAUUGUGUCGUACCACUUCCGGGGUGGUACGAUUCAUGAACCUCAGUACGCAGGAGCUCUGUCUUUUCCCGCCUGGGCGGCAGGGGAGGGGGCACUACAUACGUAAGGAGUUGCGACGGCGCAAUAAGCUUGAAAUCGAGAGUGGGUUUAGUUUAUCGUAUAAUAAUGACGAGGUGUUUAACGAGUCCUGGGGAGGGGGUGGCGGUCACACCGGGAAAUUCCCCAUUAACGAUAGCCUCGGCAAAACCUCUGAAACAGAUUCUUCACUACAAAGGAACCAUAGCAGGGGCACAGACAGGAGCACACGAGACGACGCCCACUUCGUUUCUGACGAGGACACGCUAAGUUUUAGCAGCGAUGAGGCUGACCUCUACGGUGAGGGUGAGCAAUCUGCCUUUCGGCGCGUGUUCCGAUACUUCCUCGAACGAGAGAAGAGGAGGAUAGAGAGAGAUGUGGAGAUGCAGUUCUGGAGCUGUGAUACAAACGGUGAUGGCACGGGUAAGGAUGACAAUGUCGCGAGUGCUAAGGUAGAAAACUGUGGCCUACGGUUGUUAGUUUCCAACGGAUCUCCCGGGCAAAAUAUGCGGGAUAUCGUUAGUAGACCCAACGGUCGUGAUUAA
This is a messenger RNA of Trypanosoma brucei brucei TREU927, 1089 nucleotides long. RefSeq lists its product as hypothetical. The coding region runs from base 1 to 1089 and encodes 362 amino acids. The transcript has a single exon. The record is from RefSeq and is a predicted model, not a curated record. NCBI's taxonomy places the organism in Eukaryota, Euglenozoa, Kinetoplastea, Trypanosomatida, Trypanosomatidae.